UAAUUUAUAAUUUUGUAUACGGGGAUUUUUUUUUACAAAUUUUGUUAAAUUUUUUGUCUUUAAGCGGCAGAGUGGAAUUCUUAAAUCCCACGUAACCAUAAUAUUAAAAAUAUAUAUAAAAUAUUAAAAUUAAGUUAUAAGUAACUUUCUCUAAUCCAGGAAGUAUGGCUGAAGAUUCAAAAACAGUAUCAUUAACAGACAAUAGCCUAGUUGUAGACAUUUCUGAUGCUUUAAGCGAGAAGGAUAAAGUGAAAUUUACAGUUCAUACCCGAACCACUAUGAAAAAUUUUCAGAAACCUGAGUUUCUUGUAGUGAGGCAACACGAAGAGUUUAUCUGGUUGCAUGACCGGUAUGAGGAAAACUCAAAAUAUGCUGGAUAUAUUAUACCACCUCCUCCUCCCCGUCCAAACUUUGAUGCUUCUAGAGAAAAACUACAGCGCCUAGGUGAAGGUGAAGGAACAAUGACAAAAGAGGAAUUCACCAAAAUGAAGCAAGAACUGGAAGCUGAAUAUUUGGCAACUUUUAAAAAGACGGUAGCCAUGCACGAAGUUUUCCUAACGCGACUGGCCUGUCACUCAAUAUUCCGAGAAGAUGAACAUCUCCAUGUCUUCCUGGAGUACGACCAGGAUUUGUGCGCCCGUCCCAAAGGAAAACUACAGCAGCUCGGGGUUUUGGUCAAAUCCCUAGGCAGUACCACUGAUCAAUAUUACUUAAAUGCCACAGUUAGGGAUGUUAAUGACUUUUUUGAGCAGCAAAUGGGUUCACUUACUGAUUACCAUGCUCAAUUGAAAGAGGCUACUUCGAGAGCAGAUAAGAUGACAGAAAAACAUAAAGAAUUAGCAGACAGCUAUAUAAAAAUAUCUUCAGGCUUACUACAAUUGGCUAAUAGUGAUACUAGCCAUUUGGAGAAAUUCUUUGCCAGGGUUUCAGACUUUUAUGAAAAAUCCAGGAAAAUUGAAAGCAGAGUAGCCAGUGAUCAAGAUCUUAAACUAGCAGAUACUCUUCGCUAUUAUAUGCGCGAUAGUCAGGCAGCCAAGGCUCUACUUGUAAGGCGACUGAAGUGUCUCGUGUUGUAUGAAAAUGCCAAUAAAGCCCUUGAAAAGGCUAGACAGAAGAAUAAAGACAUUCAUGCGGCUCCUGAGGUUCAAGAGGCCGAACAAGCUCAAUCUGUCGCUUGUGAGCAAUUUGAGGCUAUUUCAGCUCAAGCAAAAGAAGAACUUUUGGAUUUUAAAACCAGGCGGCUACAUGCUUUAAGAAAAAGUUUGAUCGAGCUUGCGGAACUAGAAGUGAAACACGCCCGCACCCAACAAGAUCUGCUUAAGAAGUCCAUACAAGGCUUAAAAGAAUUACUUUAAGUAAGAAUGUGAUACGUUUUUUAUGUUAUUUUUUACUAUGAAUAUGUAUUGGUAUUUUGUUAUGUAUCUACUUUAUUUUAUAGAAAUUUAUAUUUUAGGUUAAAACAUUCCUAGAACUGUUUACGUUAUUAUAUUUACUAUUUACAAAGUAUAUUAAACAGAGAGCCUCUCAUUGGGGCGAAUUUAUCAUUGAAAUUGCAUUUCCGAAAUGAAAAAUAAAUAUGUGUUCAAAAUA
Messenger RNA from Anthonomus grandis grandis, 1590 nucleotides. It is a transcript of the gene Snx6, whose product is annotated as sorting nexin-6. The coding region runs from base 165 to 1355 and encodes 396 amino acids. The transcript has 9 exons. Gene Ontology annotation, molecular function: phosphatidylinositol binding. Lineage: Eukaryota; Metazoa; Arthropoda; Insecta; Coleoptera; Curculionidae. The record is from RefSeq and is a predicted model, not a curated record. Gene Ontology annotation, biological process: phagosome-lysosome fusion involved in apoptotic cell clearance.